GCAGCGGCUGACUGCUGCUGCUCUGUGUGAGAGAAUCUCCAUCUAACUUGGGGAGAACUUAGAGAAGCAGCCAUCGAUCUUAUCUAUUUCAACUGUAAGCGUGGUGGAUUUUUCACCAGUUUUUACAUGCUGUACAGCCUCAGUGUCUCUGAUCCUCUUCACCACUCCACUCUGCAAACACAGAAGUGCCCUGGAGAGGAAAAGGGGCUUCACUCCAGAUAAGAAAUGGAUGUGGAACAUGGAUUCUAUCGGCAGGUGGACGUCCAGGACCACGCUCACUACAUCGUUGCCUUCUUUGUCUUGGUGAUUGGAACAGUAGGGGUUACUGGGAACGCCUUGGUCAUGUAUGCCUUUUUCUGUAACAAGAAGCUACGGACUCCUCCCAACUUUUUCAUCAUGAAUCUGGCAGUCAGUGACUUCCUCAUGGCGAUUACACAGUCACCCAUCUUCUUUGUUAACUCUCUUUACAAGGGGUGGAUUUUUGGUGAAACAGGGUGUAAAGCGUAUGCUUUCUGUGGAGCUUUAUUUGGAAUCACCUCCAUGAUAAACCUUCUGGCCAUCUCUGUAGACCGCUACAUUGUCAUCACUAAGCCUCUGCAGGCCUUACAAUGGACCUCAAAGAGACGCACUUGCCUCAUUAUUGCCCUGGUGUGGCUGUACUCAUUAGCCUGGAGCCUUGCGCCACUUUUGGGCUGGAGUUCAUAUAUACCAGAGGGCCUGAUGACCUCAUGUACGUGGGACUACGUGACAUCUACUCCAGCCAAUAAAAGUUAUACUUUGAUGUUAUGCUGCUUUGUAUUCUUCAUCCCUCUGGGCAUUAUAUCAUACUGUUAUCUCUGUAUGUUCCUGGCAAUUCGACAAGCAAGCAGAAAUGUGGAGAAGUUGGGGUCUCAGGUGAGGAAGUCAACCCUGAUCCAGCAGCAGUCCAUCAAGACUGAAUGGAAGCUGGCCAAGAUUGCCUUUGUGGUCAUCAUAGUGUUUGUGCUUUCCUGGUCGCCCUAUGCAUGUGUCACCCUCAUCGCCUGGGCUGGAUAUGGAAACAUCCUCAAUCCCUACUCCAAAGCUGUCCCUGCUGUUAUAGCCAAGGCAUCAGCUAUCUAUAACCCUUUUAUCUAUGCCAUCAUUCACUCCAAAUACAGGGACACGCUUGCAGAAAAGGUUCCCUGUCUACACUUCCUAGACCAGACCCCCAGGAGGAACUGCUUAUCAGUGUCACACAGUGAGUCUUCCUUCAAGGACUCAAUGCUGAGCAGACAGUCAUCAGUCUCCAACACCAAGUUUCACAGAGUUUCUUCCAUGUCUACGUCAGACACACAGGUUUGGAGCGAUGUGGAGCUUGACCCCAUCGACCAGAGCCAUUGUUUGAGGUCAAGCUAUUCCCUUUCAGCUCUGAUGGACAAAGAGUACAAAUCAUUGGCUAAGCCGACCAAGGAAGAGGGAAGCCAAAGCCAGGAACAGACUUCCAUCCCAGAGCGAGGCUCACUGAACAGAUGUGACCGCAACCUAUCGCCUGAGUCUGUCAACAUGGUAAUGACCUCCUCUGCCAGGGGGAGGGGAAAGGAGGAGAGCCCUGAAUGCUGGAACAAAGAGAAGAAACAGAAAGAUGAGCAAGGGAAAGAACAAGAACAAGAAGGUGAACAUGAACAGAGAGAGACACUACGAGUGCAGACGGAGGAAGAUGAGAGGCAGGUGCAGGUCCUCAUACAGCCGGACUCUCUGGACAAUACUGUAUGUAUGCACUCCCAUGCCAUCAUCAGACCCAACUCAAAGAAAGGCCUUCCGCACCAUGGCCACUGCGAGGAAAAACAGAACACACAGAGCAAACCGAGAGAGCUGUUGCUCAGCUUAGAGCCUCUAGACUGUUCUGCUCAACUAUUUGAGUCUGUGCAAAGAGUUCUCUGACCCUAACCCAACACCAGGAAGCUAAAUGUGAAUAUGUUUAUCUAUGUGGCUACGUGUUACUGUAACACGGCAGAGGAAACAAGUAUGUUUUUUGUCCACGAAUGUUAAGCUAACGUUUUUAAGCAGCUGUUAAGAUUUUUAUUUCAACUGUUUCGCCAUGCAGAGCAACCAAAUACAUUUGUUUCAUAGGUUUAUGUGCAAUCGUAUGUACACACACCUCUCCUGUUCAGGUUAGCUGUUAACAUACAUAAUAAUGCUACCUUUGGUUUUUUUUAUUAAAGGUUAGCCCUCAGUACUAUCAACACUGUCCCGGUGAAACAAAGAAAAGUCUGACAAAUGAAACCUACAUUUGAAAGGACAUUUAGAAAAACGUUUUUUUUUUGUCAAAAUAAAAGAAAGACAUUUUUUGUAAUGCUUUGUGUGGAAGCUGACUUUAUAUAUUUGUUUACGUUACAACUAAGGCUGGCUAUCAGCCUUGCUAAUUUAAAUGAGCAAUGACAACAUUUGGUUUUUUGUGAAUGCCAUGUCUAUAAUGCAUUUAUGAGUGACUGUAGAACUCAUUGUAUGAUGAUGUAUAACAGCAUUUAUCAUGUUUUGUAAGUUGCUGACAUUAUGUGCUGUAUCAUGACUUCAGGCACUUUAGUAAAUAUGUGUUAUACAAUCCAAGAUUUUUCGCUCACUGCAGCUACUUCAAGAUCAGUGUUUUACGUUUCUGACAUAAAGAACUUUGCCAUCCAAAGUGUGUGCACAUUUCAGCUACCAAACUGUCAUAAAAGCAGUUGACACUGGUGUAUCACACAUCAUCAUUAUCCGUUAUGAUACAUUUUGAUAUCAUAAUUAUCAGUUCUUAUUCUCAGGAACAGAACUGGCACAGCCAUGAUCACUGACAUGUUGCUGUGUG
This is a messenger RNA of Seriola aureovittata, 2803 nucleotides long. It is a transcript of the gene opn4xa, whose product is annotated as opsin 4xa. Gene Ontology annotation, molecular function: G protein-coupled receptor activity. Gene Ontology annotation, biological process: visual perception; G protein-coupled receptor signaling pathway. The record is from RefSeq and is a predicted model, not a curated record. Gene Ontology annotation, cellular component: membrane. The coding region runs from base 226 to 1902 and encodes 558 amino acids. NCBI's taxonomy places the organism in Eukaryota, Metazoa, Chordata, Actinopteri, Carangiformes, Carangidae. The transcript has 10 exons.